GCGUGCGCGCGCGCGCGUCGGCGUGAAGCCCUCUCCGCUCAGCGUCGGCGCUGCAGAGGCUGUAGGUGGACGACGGCGAACGGAUAAAAAAAAAUCUAUAUCGGGAUCCCCGGUGCUGUCGGCAGCAGAAACGUGAACAGGUGGCGCGUUUAGUGUCUUAGCGCAGCGCGUCAAGGCGCAGGGACCCUCGACAGCUUGCCUCGCGCGCUAAUCUCCGCUCUGACGACAGCGCAUUUACGCGGCGCGCGUAAAAGCGGGACUAUGGCAAGUUUGGGUGUCCGGGUCUGAUCAGUCACCGCGAGCGUCACGCGUCAGUCUUGAUCGAGCGUUCGCCUCGGAGCAGAGCCUGCGGUUUUGAGCCUGGAACGCAAUAGUGAGAUAUGAGACUUUCUGGGAUUUUAUAAUCUGCGCUCUGUGUUUGGAUUGUGAAGAAGCUGCAAAGACCGACACUCACAACACAACAUGUUUCCAGAAAUAAAUAAUAAGACGUCACGACCGGAGGCCUUCCCUCACCCCCACAGACUCCCGGCAGAGGGGAACCGCAUUGGUACAAACAGACCCUGCUCGCAGAAGUUCAGCUCUGGCGUAGGGACGUUGCCUCAGCUCGAGCCGCCAGUGGUCCAGGUAGUGGUCAGCAAUGCCAAAAACCAGCAUCAGCAGUCGGACAACAUCCUGCCCCAAAUUGCCAACAAAGGGGGACAAAACAACUUUCAGGCACACCAGGACGAGAGGCUGAAGCCCACCCAGCAGUUCAACAUGCGCUUCGGUGGAACGAUGGAUAAAGUGUCAGUCUCUCGCAACAGCAAGAUUUUCAGCAACAAGCUGGAGAAAGAAAAAGCCUAUGAGGGUCAAAGGUUACCAAUGUGCCCCAUAGAUGCGCUGAAAAACUUCCAGGAGCGGCUGACAGAGUUUGAGCAGGAGGAGAUCAUGGACUACGCCGAGAUCUGGUUCCUGGGUCUUGGUUCUCAGAAGAUCGAGGCUUCCCAGGAGGCGCCGCAAAACUCAGGCUACGACGACGAGCACGGAAGCUACAUCAGGGUGCUACAUGACCAUAUUGCCUACCGGUUUGAAGUGCUUGAAGUGAUUGGAAAAGGCUCCUUUGGGCAGGUCCUAAAAUGUCUGGACCACAAAAACAAUGAGCUCGUGGCCAUUAAGAUGAUACGCAAUAAGAAAAGGUUUCAUCAUCAGGCUCUAGUCGAGCUGAAGAUCCUGGAUGUGAUAAAGAGGAAAGAUAAAGACAACCUCCAUAACGUCAUCCACAUGAAGGAGUACUUCUACUUCAGGAAUCACCUCUGCAUCUCUUUCGAGCUGCUUGGGGUGAACUUGUAUGAGCUCAUCAAAAAGAACAACUUCCAAGGCUUCAGCCUGGCUCUCAUCCGUCGCUUCACCCAUGCUCUUCUCAGGUGCCUGCAGAUGCUGCACAGAGAGAAAAUAAUCCACUGUGACCUUAAGCCGGAGAACAUCCUUCUGUCUCAGAAAGGACCAGGAAACAUCAAGGUGGUGGACUUCGGCUCAAGCUGUUACGAACAACAAAGAGUGUACACCUACAUCCAGAGCCGCUUCUACCGCUCCCCGGAGGUCAUCCUGGGUCACCCUUACAGCAUGGCCAUUGACAUGUGGAGUCUUGGUUGCAUCUUAGCUGAGCUUUACACAGGCUACCCUCUCUUCCCAGGAGAAAGUGAGGUGGAGCAGAUAGCUUGCAUAUUAGAGGUUCUGGGAAUGCCUCCCAAUGACUUUGUCCAGUCAGCAUCGAGGAGAAGGUUGUUCUUUGAUUCCAAAGGGAACCCGAGGAACAUGACUAACAGCAAAGGGAAAAAGAGGAGAGCCAACUCCAAGGAGCUGUCAGCUGCUCUGAAGACCAACGACGCUCUGUUCUUGGACUUCGUCAAACGCUGCCUCACAUGGGAUCCUGCCAAGCGCAUGACUCCGGAUGAGGGGUUACAGCACGAGUGGAUUCUUGAAGGAAAUUUCAACAAAGUUCGGCAAAGAGCCAGGCCCACGGUGAAGAGGACCUCAGAGAGUUCAAUCAGCACAGACAAGCAAAGUAACAGCAAGCCUGAGAGAGUUAGCUCAGACUGCAACACUAAUGACAAGCUAAAGAGAGACAGCUCAGAAAUUGGAUCAAAGAUGGCCGAGCGUCUGCGGCCCAUCGGAGCCUCGGCUGAGGAGGACGUGAGUGAAAGUGGGGGUAAAUUCUCCACGGAAACCCAGCAGCGAGAAGAAGGUGGCGAAAGGCCUGUCCACAUCAUCAUCCAGCCUCAGGAGGAAGUGGGCACAGAAAGGAAGGAUAGCCAGGAAACUCCUCAGUGUUUCCCCCCAAUCAUGUAACAAAUGAUGUGUGUGCAUUUAAAUGUUCAGGUCCGUGUCCACUGGCCAGUGAUUGAAAUGUUUAUGAAGACGCUCAUAGAAAGCCAACAAAAAAAUGUAUUUGUUUGGUGCAGUCAGAGCGUGAUGUCCUUCAUGAUGCUAUGUGCUGCAAACAUGUUAUGACCUGAGUUCCUGAAUUGUAAUUGGCUGAUGGAUGUUUUCCAGUGGCAGGUUCACACGCUCUGAAACAAAUGUUAUUAUGUGUCUGGGAUGUAAUAAUCAGCAUGAAUAUGGGGGGCUCAUCUUUUAUUUAUUUAUAAGGUCACAGUGUAUUAGUCCAUGCUGUUACUCAGUGUUUUUGCCACUGAGGUCAACCAGUUGUAUGUUUUAUAAAGGAGAUAAGAUGCAGUUGCAGGCAGGUGAGUGUCACUGUUAAGACAUUCUCGCUAUCUGUCACACAAAAAUGCACUUGUUUAUUUUAGAUAAAGGGGUGAAAAGCUAAAUGACUGCUGUCGCUAUCAUUCAUUUAAAUCGCUCUUUGCCAUGCGCUGAAAGCUAUUUUUACAGGUCAGAGUUUCCUUGUUAACAAUUAUGGAAACUUAACUACACAAAGUGCAUGAAGUCUUUUUAUUUCAUUUUCUUUUAGACAUUUUAGCCUAGAUGUGCUUUCAUGAUGGCAACAGAAGAUUU
Messenger RNA from Betta splendens (Siamese fighting fish), 2997 nucleotides. It is a transcript of the gene dyrk4, whose product is annotated as dual-specificity tyrosine-(Y)-phosphorylation regulated kinase 4. Gene Ontology annotation, molecular function: protein serine/threonine kinase activity; ATP binding; protein serine/threonine/tyrosine kinase activity. NCBI's taxonomy places the organism in Eukaryota, Metazoa, Chordata, Actinopteri, Anabantiformes, Osphronemidae. Gene Ontology annotation, cellular component: nucleus. The transcript is spliced from 14 exons. The record is from RefSeq and is a predicted model, not a curated record. Gene Ontology annotation, biological process: peptidyl-threonine phosphorylation; peptidyl-serine phosphorylation. Bases 463 to 2328 code for a protein of 621 amino acids.